GCUCUUGCUUGUAUUUUCGCCGUGUGGUAUAUGCUGUUGAGAUACUCCUAGGAGAUCGUACAGGAAUGGUGGAUCACUUGCUACCUACUGAUGAAUCUUUUUCAACCACAAGAUCUUCUCUUGGAUACUUUGGGGACAUGACAGCAGGGGUGAGGUCCUACCAAAUGCUGCCCUCACCCCUCUCAGAAGAUGACAGUGACUCUUCCAGCUUCUGUUCUUGUUCCAGCCCUGAUUCCCAGGUUCUCAGCUCCAGCUAUGGGAGCACAUCUAGUGCCGAAAGCCAGGACAGCAUCUUAGACUACUUAUUGUCCCAGGCAUCUUUGGGGAACACUGCUGCAUCUUGGUGGGACAAAAGGAGACUUCAGCCAAUAGUGAAAGAGGAAUAUUUUAGGUUGCCUGAAUUUGCAGUGGAUAUGGAAGACUCUGGACCAUUUCAGCCAACACUUGAGGAAAUUGAGGAAUUUCUGGAGGAAAACAUGGAGCUGGAGCUCAGAGAAAGACCUAAAAGUGAGACCAAGGACUUGAGAGCUUGCAGCCAAGGUUCUGUUGCUUCUAUACAACAAAAAGACCAUAUGGUACCCAACGCUAGUUUAAAAGAGAGUAAAAAUGAACAAUUGAGCAGCUCAACGGAAGGUAGCCAGGCUUCAAAUGGAGGAAUGUCUCUGGAGAAUGGUAUUCCAGUUAUGCUCCAAAUCCAGCCUGUACAGAUCAAGCAGGAGUCCAACACGAGCCCCAGUUCUCAAGGACCAGCGCAAGAGAAUAUUAAAAUUGCACAGCUCCUGGUCAACAUCCAAGGACAGACGUUUGCCCUUGUGCCCCAAAUAGUUCAGUCAUCCAAUUUGAACUUGUCCUCUAAAUUUGUCCGCAUUGCUCCCGUCCCCAUCGCCGCCAAGCCAAUUGGGCCAGGAGGCAUGAUCCAGGGUCAGACGGGACUCAUCAUGGGUCAGAAAUUUCAAAAGAACCCUGCAGCAGAACUCAUUAAAAUGCACAAAUGUUCUUUCCCUGGCUGUACCAAGAUGUACACGAAAAGCAGCCACUUGAAAGCCCACCUGAGGAGGCAUACAGGAGAAAAGCCUUUUGCAUGUACAUGGCCAGGUUGCGGAUGGAGGUUCUCCAGGUCAGAUGAGCUGUCCAGGCACAGACGCUCCCACUCGGGCGUGAAACCGUAUCAGUGUCCUGUCUGUGAGAAGAAGUUUGCUCGAAGCGACCACUUGUCCAAACACGUCAAGGUGCAUCGGUUCCCACGAAGCAACCGCUCCGUCCGCUCCGUGAACUGAUUGGUCCCGCUUUCCCCUUCCCGCCCAGCCGUCCUAGAACAUGAUGACAGCACUUUUCUCACUAUAUUUCUAGUGAUAAUUUAUUUGUCUUCACAGAACAGUCAAUGCUGUUACUUGAUACCACCACGUCUGUGUCCCAUGUCCUUCUAACAUGAUUUGAGAAUGAAGUUCUCUUGGGUCAGGGGAGGGGGGUGUUUCUUCCCAUUUGUCUUUUUUUUUUUUUUAAUAUGUUAAUUUCUUUUCCUUCUAUCUUUUCCUCCUUUGCUGCUGCUUCUUUUGGAAAUUACAGUGUUUUAUUUUUAGCUGUUUUCUGCUGCACAGGAAAAUGUAAGAGUUGCUUGCUGCUAGUUAAUUAUAGCCCUGUCAUUCCUGAGGGCUUUGCUCAUGUACAGGCCAUCCAUUGUGAGUUUUUAUUAAGCUGCUCUAUUUGUCCAGUUUGGAAACAGCAAAUUCCUUUUGAAAUGAAAACAACCCCUUUGUUUUUGGGUUGCCCGAGCCAAGGAUUUGUAGGGGCCGGCAACAGGAGGAGGAACAGUGGGAGUCAGGGGGAGGCAAGGAAUGGAGAGCGCUGGAAUGCAUCUCCCAGCCCUUGGGUUUCUCUGGCUCACACUUACCUCUUCCUUGGUGAGGGCUAUACAUAUAUAUGUGUGUAUGUGCAUAUGCAUACAUACAUAUAUAUAUAUAUAUUUAAGCAAAGGCACAUUCCAAGCAAACACAGAAGCUUGGGCUGCGC
Molecule: messenger RNA, 2010 nt
Organism: Tinamus guttatus (white-throated tinamou)
Lineage: Eukaryota; Metazoa; Chordata; Aves; Tinamiformes; Tinamidae
Source: RefSeq, a predicted model, not a curated record